This is a messenger RNA of Heterocephalus glaber (naked mole-rat), 4135 nucleotides long. RefSeq names its product solute carrier family 5 member 1 (gene Slc5a1). Gene Ontology annotation, molecular function: D-glucose:sodium symporter activity. Gene Ontology annotation, cellular component: plasma membrane. Gene Ontology annotation, biological process: transmembrane transport; sodium ion transport. The record is from RefSeq and is a predicted model, not a curated record. NCBI's taxonomy places the organism in Eukaryota, Metazoa, Chordata, Mammalia, Rodentia, Bathyergidae.
AUGGACAGUACCACCUGGAGCCCGCCAGCCACCUCCGCUGCACCUCUCCCGUCCUACGAGCGCAUCAACAAUGCCGCUGACAUCUCCGUCAUUGUUAUUUACUUUGUGGUGGUGAUGGCCGUUGGAGUGUGGGCUAUGUUUUCCACUAAUCGUGGAACUGUUGGAGGCUUCUUCUUAGCAGGCCGAAGUAUGGUAUGGUGGCCGAUUGGAGCCUCUCUCUUCGCCAGUAACAUUGGAAGUGGUCAUUUUGUGGGGCUAGCUGGGACAGGAGCAGCUGCAGGCAUUGCUACUGGAGGCUUUGAAUGGAACGCACUGGUUUUGGUGGUUGUGCUGGGUUGGCUGUUUGUCCCUAUUUACAUUAAAGCUGGGGUAGUGACAAUGCCAGAGUAUCUGCGGAAGAGGUUUGGAGGCAAGCGGAUCCAAGUCUACCUUUCUGUUCUGUCCCUGUUGCUCUACAUUUUUACCAAGAUCUCGGCGGACAUCUUCUCCGGGGCCAUAUUCAUCAAUCUGGCCCUGGGCCUGAACAUAUACUUGGCCAUCAUCCUUUUAUUGGCAAUCACUGCCCUGUACACAAUCACAGGGGGUCUGGCCGCUGUGAUAUACACGGACACCUUGCAGACGGCGAUCAUGCUGGUGGGGUCUUUGAUCCUGACUGGGUUUGCUUUUCAUGAAGUGGGAGGGUAUGAAAGCUUCAUGGAAAAGUACAUGAAAGCUAUUCCAACCAUGAUUUCUGUUGGAAAUGGCACUGCCAAGGAAGAAUGCUACACCCCAAGGGCUGACUCCUUCCACAUCUUCCGAGAUCCCCUCACAGGAGACCUUCCAUGGCCUGGGCUUAUCUUUGGGAUGAGCAUUCUUGCCCUGUGGUACUGGUGCACAGAUCAGGUCAUCGUACAGCGCUGCCUCUCAGCCAAGAACAUGUCUCAUGUGAAAGCUGGCUGUAUCUUGUGUGGAUACCUGAAGCUGCUGCCCAUGUUCCUCAUGGUGAUGCCAGGGAUGAUCAGCCGCAUUCUGUACACGGAAAAAAUUGCCUGUGUCAUCCCCUCAGAAUGUGAGAAAUAUUGCGGCACUCCAGUUGGCUGUACCAACAUCGCCUACCCAACCUUGGUGGUGGAACUCAUGCCUGAUGGGCUUCGAGGCCUGAUGCUGUCAGUCAUGAUGGCCUCUCUCAUGAGCUCCCUGACCUCCAUCUUCAACAGCGCCAGCACCCUCUUCACCAUGGAUAUCUACACCAAGAUUCGGAAGAGAGCAUCUGAGAAAGAGCUCAUGAUUGCAGGAAGGUUGUUCAUCCUGUUGCUGAUUGGCAUCAGCAUCGCCUGGGUGCCCAUCGUGCAGUCAGCGCAAAGUGGGCAGCUCUUUGAUUACAUCCAGUCCAUCACCAGUUACUUGGGACCCCCCAUUGCAGCAGUCUUCCUGCUUGGUAUUUUCUGCAAGAGAGUCAAUGAGCCAGGAGCCUUUUGGGGACUGAUCCUAGGAUUUCUAAUUGGGCUUUCCCGUAUGAUUACUGAGUUUGCCUAUGGAACUGGGAGCUGCAUGGAGCCCAGCAAUUGUCCCCCAAUUAUCUGUGGGGUACACUAUUUAUAUUUUGCCAUCAUCCUCUUUGUUAUUUCUAUCAUCACCAUCCUGGUCAUCUCCUUCCUCACCAAGCCCAUUCCAGAUGUGCACCUCUAUCGUCUGUGUUGGAGCCUGCGCAAUAGCAAAGAAGAGCGUGUUGACUUGGAUGCAGGAGAGGAGGUCAUCCAAGAAGAUACAAAGGAGACCAUUGAAAUAGAAGUUCCUGAGGAGAAAAAAGGAUGCUUCAGGCGGGCCUAUGACCUAUUUUGUGGGCUGGACCAGAAAGGACCCAAGAUGACCAAAGAGGAGGAGGAGGCCAUGAAGAAGAAGUUGACAGACACCUCUGAGAAGCCUUUGUGGAGGACAGUAGUGAACAUCAAUGGCAUCAUCUUGCUGACUGUGGCUGUCUUUUGCCAUGCAUACUUUGCAUAAGUCCUGCCUUCUGCCAUAGACUUUCCAAACUGGCAUCUUUACUGCCUCCCUUUAGUCCCAUUCUGAAGGGAAACUGGUCUGUUGUAAACUUUGCCCAGAUGGAUAAACAUGUACAUGUGUAAUUAUAGGCAAGCUGGAGAAAAAUCAUUAUUUUUCUGUUAACUUAUGUAUUUGAAGCCAAUGUAAUACAGUCCUAUGUACCUAGUAGAGCUGCAGAAGGAAAGUUCAGUCAUAUCCAGGAAAAAUCAAACUAAGAACAGAAGCCCUGUGAUAUCUGAUGCAAGUCUGGUAAUUCCACAUGACAACCUUAUUUAUAAUCCUUAAAUAUUACUUUUGGAGUUUGGUCUCCCUGGUUCCUUCCUUUCUGACCUUUUAUCAUUAAAAAAAAAAAAAAGAAAUUCCUUUCCUGACAUCAUAUCCCUGUAUAUUUUUCUCAGUGUAAAAAAAAAUUAAUCUGCUAGACUGAUGAAUGUGUGAAAGCUGAGGAUGGGGACUUGACAGGCCCUUGUCCUAGGCAUUUGUUCUUUGAGGGGGUGGAGGCCUCAGGAAUGUAAAACUUACCCAAAAGGGAGGGUCCCAGGCCUCAGUCUCAGGCAAGUGGAGGAGCAGAUAAUCUUGAAUCCAGAGAAUUUUCUGUUCUUAAGUGUCCAUUGUGCAUUCCAUGUGUUUGGGAUUCACUCAUUUUGACAUUCACUCUGCUUGGCAUAUUUUAACCACUCCACGACAUUUGUUGACUAAAUAAAUGAUUUGGACAUUUAUUUAUAGAUACCUGUCUGGCCCUUGGUGUAUGUGCUUUUUGUCUGCACAAAGUACAUGGUAUGGUGACCAAUUUGGAAUGUACUUGCCAGAGACUCUGCCUUAAUGGUGCUGGUGUUGACAUGUGGACUUAGAAGGUGACACUACAUCACAUGACAGAACAAAUACAUUUGCUGUGUGUCUUAGUUACUUUUCUCACUGCUGAGACAAAAUACCCAAAAUCUAAAGUUAAAGGAGGAAGGGUUUAUUUAGCUCACAGUUUGUAGAGGUUUCCAUCCAUAACUGGCUGGCUCCAAGGCAGGGUGACAUGGCAGACAGACACUGUAGAGGAGAAACAGUUCAAGGUGGGCAGAAGGCAGCAAGGCAACAAGGGAUGACCACAGUUCUUUCUAUUCCUUAUAGCUUAUCCAGGGUACUUAGGGCAGGUAGACUCACACCUUUAAUCCUAGUGUCCUUGACCCUAGCAUUGUGCCAUGAAUCAAAUAUAGCAUCACACACUCUAGAUCCAGCCACCUCUGAAAAAGCACCACCUAUGACUGCAUAGGGCUUUAGGGGCACACAAGCCAUAAUGCUGAGGCAUCUGUCAUCUCAAGAAGGCUGCCCUCUGCCAAGAAAUACUGAAACAAUUACUGAAUCCUGUGAUUCUCUUGUGAGUUCAUGUGAGUUCACAUGACCACAGCUAUUUCUUUUUUAGGCGCUCAAAGCUUCUAGCUGGAAGGAGUGUGUUUCUUGUUGUAGUUUCCUAGGGGAAAUUCUUUUAAUGUAAAUUAGAUUAAUCAAUUGAAAAAGGUCUACGUGUGAAAUCUCAGUUAUGUGAUCCCACUGAAGUUAAAGUCAACAUGUUAGCUUUGACUGGUUUCAGGUUAGCUUAGAAAAGUGCUGAGUGUGGUUCCUCAGUAUAGAAAUUGCUCAACAGGUAAAAAAAAAAAUGACUUGUUCUUAUGGAAGGAAGGAAAUCCAGAGAGCAUUAUUUGAAGUACCUUCUCAUUCCCAUUAAACUAGGCAGAAAAGAGGGAAAAGUAGAGUUUGACAUGGUCAGAAUUACUCAGAGGACUCAGUGUUGUGUGGAAUUUGUGGUAUGUUUUGAGUGGAUAAAGGGAGAAGAUUGAAAACCGGUGGGUGGAGUAGGCAAUGUAAACUAGAUUAUCCCGGAUGCCAUUUCUGGCUUUGGUAAUGAUUACUGUAUAUAUUGUAAAUUAUUUUGUCUCAACUAUGUACUACAUUUUUUCUCUUUGAAAGAUGGAGAACUUGGUGCUUAUAGCAUGUGCUUGCUUCCUUAGGUGUGACAAGGACACUUUGAAAAGGGGAUGAGAGAUACAUACAUGAAAGAGGCUAUACAGAUACUAUAUUAAACUACAUGAUAUUUCCAUCAAUUAAAAUGUAUUACUUUGAAAGC